AUGACAAAAGAUCCUAGUGAAGAGGUCCCAGCUUACAAUGAUGAAAGUGACAAUGAGAGUAUUAUAAGCAAUUCACCACUUCACAACGAAUUUGUAGGGGAGAUGAAGAUGGCUGAUGAAACCAAAGAAUAUUACUCUACGGAAUCUGUUAAUGAUGAAGAUGAUGACUACGUUUUUAGUUCGGAGUCUUCGUCUCGUGAUAGUUUCGAUAAUGAUAAUACUGUUGUAGAUGAUAGUAAGCUGAAGACAAAGAUAGAGUUUACUGAAUUCGAAAAGACUUACUUAAAAAUGAAUGACUCGGACAAAUGGAUUCUUUCUACGGAAAAGAUAGUAGAAGUUGUUCUAUACGAUUUUGGUAUUAAAUGCAGGCAUGAACAAUUACAUGAAUAUGAAGCGACAGAGGAUUUGGGAAUAUCGAUGGAUUGGAAACCGCAAGGUAGGGAAGAUAACACUAACCAUUCUUCUAUGAUAAGUGGUUCACAUCUUUUUUGCAUCAGGUCGGAGUCAUCUAGCCGGGCAUCCUCGAAUAGGAAAAAUCGUAAUCGAAUCGGAUCUGCAAUUGUCAAAAUGAAGAGAAAGAUUAUGAGAAGGCGUGGAGAUCUUAUCAUUCGAAAGGUUUCUACUGAGUACGGAUGUUCAGAGGCCGGUAAAUCUUUUAAAGGUAGCAAUGAGACAAAACUUUUGCAUGAAAGAGGUAUAAAUAUGUUUUAUUCUUUGUGUGAAGCUGUUGGAAAUUAA
This is a messenger RNA of Funneliformis geosporum, 738 nucleotides long. The record is from the annotation of a GenBank genome assembly. Lineage: Eukaryota; Fungi; Glomeromycota; Glomeromycetes; Glomerales; Glomeraceae.